AGCGUGACUGUUGCCACCUGCUACUUUCUCAUUGACGCAAAUUCUCGUCCAGAUCCUGGGGUUUCUUGUUGACGCCAUUCUUGUCCUGGGGGUUCUGGAGAGUGUCAUUGCCAAAAAUCCUCUCGGCUUUCAUAAACCUCUCUGCUGAAGAAAAGCCAGAGAGAUUGAGGCUACACCUCUAUUAAUAGUAGUAGCUGGCUAGUUUGAAAAUGUUCCGACUGAGACCCUCCUUUCAAAAUCUGGCAAGGCGCCAUCCUGCUGGAAGAUCAUUUUCUUCCAAGGUGGCGCUCGACAAGGUGCUGGUAGCCAAUCGAGGAGAAAUUGCUUGUCGGGUCCUUCGGACGUGUCAAAGAUUGGGAAUUCCGACGGUAGCACUCUACAGUGUCGCCGAUGGACCCGAUGCACUGCAUGCCCGCAUGGCCGAUGAAGCCUACUUGAUUGGGACGGGACCUUCUCCAACUGACUCGUAUUUGCUUCAAGAUCAAGUUCUGGAAAUUGCUCAACGGGCAGGAGCCACAGCGUUGCAUCCAGGUUAUGGCUUUCUCAGCGAAAAUGCAGGGUUUGUCAACAAAGUUGAAGAUGCGUCCAUCCGAUUUAUUGGUCCACCUGCUUCGGCCAUUGAAGCAAUGGGAUCCAAAUCCAAAAGCAAGGCCAUUAUGAAGGACGCCAAUGUUCCCAUUACUCCUGGAUUCUUUGGAGAUGAAAACCAAGAUGUUGAAUUCUUGAAGCACAAGGCCGUCACCGAAGUGGGAUUCCCCCUAUUGAUCAAGGCCGUCAUGGGAGGUGGAGGCAAGGGAAUGCGUUUGGUAUGGAACGAAAGUGAAUUCGAAGAAGCAUUGGCUUCCUGUCAGCGAGAAAGUCAAUCUGCCUUUGGAGAUUCCGCCGUGUUGUUGGAAAAGUACUUGGUGCGACCACGACAUGUCGAAGUACAAGUCAUAGCAGACAGCUUGGGCAAUGCCGUUCAUUUAUACGAACGGGACUGUAGUUUGCAGCGACGACAUCAAAAGAUUAUUGAAGAAGCACCGGCUUCGGAUCUACCAGCGCCCAUUCGACAAGAACUGGGAGCAAUGGGCACUCGAGCCGCCCAAGCUGUGGGAUAUGUCAAUGCCGGGACGGUCGAGUUUUUGCUGGAUACCAAUGAUCCUGAAAAGUUUUAUUUUUGCGAAAUGAACACCCGAUUGCAAGUGGAACAUCCCAUUACCGAACAAAUCACCGGAGUGGACUUGGUCGAGUGGCAACUGCGGAUUGCCGCAGGCGAAGAAAUCCCCAUGAAACAAGAGGAUAUUCCCUGCAUGGGGCAUGCCUUUGAGGCUCGGAUCUAUGCCGAAAAUCCAGCCAGGGGCUUUUUGCCGGCAACAGGCACUAUCUGGCACCACUCUCCUCCUUGUGAAAUGAACACUGGUGCUUCCAAUACAGGCGUUCGAGUGGAUACGGGGCUUCAAUCCGGUCAGGAGGUUGGAGUCUACUAUGAUCCCAUGAUUUCCAAGUUGAUUGUUCAUGACCAGAACAGAGAGCUGGCAUUAGACAAACUUGUCAAGUCUCUCAAAGGAUACCAAAUUGGUGGAGUGCCCACGAACAUUGAAUUCUUGAUCAAGUGUGCCAAUCAUCCAACCUUUCGUCAGCCAGGGAAAUGCAACACGGGUUUCCUAGAGGACUUUGCAGACGAUGUUCACAUGGACGAGAGCACUAGACCAAGUCCUCUUGCCCAGUCCAUCGGAGCGUUCGCAGCCAUGCUUCGUUUGGAGAAAAGGAUUGGAACUCAACAGCACCAAUCCUCGCCAUGGUCGUCACUGUCAGGUUCUUGGAGGGCAGGCGACCGCGCAAGUCGCCCGCUAAAGCUAGCUGGUGAAGACAACGACGAUGGGUCACUUGUCAAGUGCAUUAGUAACCGAGACGGUUCGUUUGAUAUCCAAGUGGUAACGGAUGCGGGAGUGGAGGAAGAGUUCCACAUUUCUGGAUCGAUUGAUGAUCACGACAAUAUGCAAUUAGUUGUGAACGGGACUCAUCGAAUGACAACGACAACCAUUCUGAGGGAGUCUGAUGGCAUCCUCAGUGUUGGAGUUUGGGCCAAAGAGCCAAGCCAGACAGAAGAAUUCUUUUGGGAGAUUGACUUCGAACAUCCCCUCGCUCCAGUUUCUACGGGUGGGUCGCAGGGUGCCCUUGGCGACAAAGCCGUCAAGUCUCCUAUGCCAGGCAAAGUCGUUCGCGUGAACAAGGACGUGGGAGAUAGUGUGGAGGCCGGAGAAGUUGUGAUGGUCUUGGAAGCAAUGAAAAUGAAUCACUCCAUCACCAGUCCACGGGAUGGAUUCAUGGCUGAAAUUCGCUACAACGUCGACGAUAUCGUUAGCGAUGGAGCAGUGCUAUUCGUGAUGGAAGAGGAGGAAAACGAGGCCCUGGUUGGAUGAGAGGUGGUACGUCGAAGGAAACGCUAUAAACAGUCCCUGCAAAGUAGAGAUAAAGGCCUUUAGAGUUUACAUACCGCUACGAACCCUU
This is a messenger RNA of Seminavis robusta, 2493 nucleotides long. The record is from the annotation of a GenBank genome assembly. Lineage: Eukaryota; Bacillariophyta; Bacillariophyceae; Naviculales; Naviculaceae.